AUGACCGAGUGCCUUGGCGCACUGUGCACAAAUCGGGAGAUCGCAUUAGAUGAUUACUUCUCCGCAAGGGAGAAGACAAUUGAACCGAUAGGACAGACCUGCUCCUUUUAUCCUCUCUCCAACUGCUAUGGCAGCGUAAAUUAUGAUCAAGUUAUUCCCCCCAGCCCUCGUUCCCAUGCGAAAAUCGUAUCGUACAACCUCUUCGAUGCGAACGCGAACGGAGAAGAGACCAUGUUAGGAUCAGACAAUACAUACGAGGAGGGGCUACUGAGGAGAAGAAAUAAAAUUUGCGAUAGGAUUACAUAUGAGGUAAAGGGAGGCAACGGAGAAGCUUUAUUUUUCUGCGUGGAGAAUGAAAAACAAAAUGGAAGACGUAAACAUUUUAGUGACAACUGGGAAAAUUAUGCUGAUGUAAAAUUAUCGAAGAAAAAGGGAGAACACCCCUUUACUCGUUUAAAGAUGAACAGGAAGAAUGAAAAUACGCUGUACGUUACAAGUACGAGCAGAACGCCAUUCAGCAGUAAAGUGGAGAAAGAAAGAUACAGAUUAGACUCUCGCAUAUGGAACAUGCCGGGUGGACACUUUAGUGGACUACUCGAAGUUCCUUUAAAAUGGAAAAGACGAUCCUUCUCCGAAUAUUCGAAAAGGAUAAUUCCAUGGAAUCGACAAAUAUGCCUCAUACGAUUUCUUGCGCCAAUGUCGAAAUGUUGUAAAAAAAAAUUAAAAAAAAUUAAGACAUUUUUUCUAACGCGAGACAGGUUGCAGACAUGUAACCAAGUGAUAAGCAGCAUGACUGCCCAUAGACGGAGAGUACCCCCCCGAUUUAGGGUAAGACGCGAAGACAGCAGUCAAAAAAUGAACGGACGAGAACUUUGCCUAUAUGUCUGCCAUUGCGAUGUUUCAAAAAAUUACAAUUUGGACUCGAUUUGGGGAACGAGAAAGCAUAAAAAAAGAAUAACCGAUGAUUGCCACAACCUAACAUCAUCUUUUAAAUCAAUCCAUUCGACGCAUCCAUUUUUCUAUAAUUCUGUAGAGAAUCGAGAAAAGGAAGAAAACGCACACGUAUCUCCUUUUGCGCAGUUCUCCCACACCUCGUACAUACCAGGGCUUGUUUUUUCCCAAUCCGCACAUGACUGCCAUGAGUUGGGAGUGAAAAGAGGUGAAAAAAAAACAAGUAACAUGUUGAGGGUGAAUCUGAUAGGUUCACGAUCAGAGGUACUCAGCUCGAUCCAAUGCCAUGCUAGUAACAUAUGCAAAUAUGAAGGAACUUAUAGCCAAGUGAGUGUCUAUAACAUGACAGAAAUGAAUUGCCUUAUUGACUCCAAAUGGAGGAAAUUUAACAUGUAUAUAAUGCCUGCCAAGAGUUACAGUCUUUCAGAUUUGUCCGAACUGUUAGGCGCUGUUAUUCUAGAGCCCCCCCCCUUGAAUUGCAGUUUGGGGAUGGGAGAGGCAACGUUUCCCUCUCCAUUACAGCAUCAGGGGGAAAAACUUUUUCUUUAUGGCCCAGCGUACACACACACGGAGAUUCAACCGCAGUGUUUUGCAAAUGUAUCCCUUCUGAACCUUCAUAUCGUAUUUGAUAAAAAUUAUCCCAAGGAGAUUGAACAUUCGAAUUGUUAUCUGUGCCUUCCACCUUUGAGAAGAAAAAAAAAAAACUACCAACUUAGAGGCGAGAAGUUUUUCCCCUGCAGUGUAACAUUACACAAGUUAUGCCUUCUCCAUUUGGCCCAUUUGGAACAUAAUAAUUACAAGUGCAAGAUUGGCAAAGGGGAGGUUAUCCCACGACAGCUUCUGCGCGUAGAAGUCGGGGGAGACGUAACUGGACUGAUUACGCAUGGAAAGGUAGAAGCGGUAAAUUAUCCACAGAGGAUAGUCACUAAACCUGCUAAUGGGAAGCUUUCCCCCGUUGAUAUCAUCAAUGGGAGUGAAAUAAUUUUUUUCGACAAAGAAGGCACUAUUGAUGGUACACCCUGUGCAUGCAAAUAUACGAAUGGAUAUCCUUCCAUGGCAUCUACCCACUGGGAAAAAGCGCCUGAUGGAGAUCAAACCCAAGCCACACCACCCUACUUUGACAAUUCUGUGUGGACGUCCAAAUUGCGUGAACAAUCGCGCAAAGUCGAACUAGUGCUAUACACCUUUACGCACGUGGUGGAACGAAUAAUAUAUCUGGCAGGUUAUUAUUUGUGCUUGUUCCACUUUGUUCUUUGCAACGUUCAAUUUUACUUAACCGUUUUGGUAAAGUUUGUAGAGUGCAAGAUGUGUAUGCUGAUCAGAAGGAAGAAUAAAAAAGAGGAGCGACUUCUGUUGCCGUGCGAAGAAGUAAGACUAGUGCACCAAAUGGACGAAACAGUUAAUUUCGAAAAUGAAAAGGUCGCAUCAAAAAGGAUGGCGAUUCUCCCUGCUUGCGAUAAGUCACUCGGGAGGGAUUACACCACCAAGAGGAGAGGCGAGGAAUAUCCUUUAGUCCCUAAGUUGUCGCCGAAGCGGCAUAACAAGAAAGGAUGGACUAUUCUGUGCACGUAUCCUAUGCAAACAGAGCCUGCCAAAGGGUGUGCCGCCAGAAUGGGGAAAAGCCUGGCCAGUUUGUUUUCUCCAAAUGUGGCACCCCCCCGUGGAGAUCGUAGAGAAUUGAGCAGAGAGGAUGUGCUCACGCGUCAGUGCGAAAAUAACAGGAAGGAGAAGAGGAAAGAAGUGUCUAGCAGUAUGAGCAAGGGAACACAUCUCCAGCAAAAGAGAAACAAAAAAGGUACAUAUGAAGGGAGUGCAGAGUAUUCCACCUUGGGGAACUCUACCAAUUAUAAACAACUGCUAAACACCCUUGAUAAGAAGCACUUGUGUAACUUCUCUUACACCCCAUCCAAAUCGACGCUGUUUUUGUCGAAGAACUCGAAUAAAAGGUGUUUUAGAAAGAAGGGCACCGAAGGCAAGGGGGGAAGGAGAAAAGGAGGGGAUAAGAAAACAAAUGAGCCAAAAGGUAAUCAAGGAAAAGGAAGAAAAAACAGAGAUGAUGGAAACGGGUCCGACUCGCACCUGGAGUCCGAUUCAGAGUCCAGCUCGGGUGAGGACGACGAAGAAGAGGAAGAGGACGACGAAGAGGAGGAGGAUGAAGAAGAAGAAGAAGAGGAGGAGGAGGACGAGGACGAAGAAGAGGAAGAGCAGGAGGGAAGCGAAUUCGACGUCGGAGAUGAAAAGGAGGAGGAUGAUGAUAAGGAGGACGACGAUGAUGAUAAUGACGUAGUCGAAGACAAUGAUGGGGAGGAGGACGACGACGAAGAGGAAGAUUAUGAAGAAGACGAAUUUGACGUGGACGAGGAGAAUUAUGAUGACGAGGAUGAGCAGGAUGACGAGGUGGGGGGGCAACAGGACGACGACGAUAAUGACGAAGACGAUGAUGAGCCGGAGGAGGAAACCCUUGAAGAACAAGGAGAUGACGAUGAACCGGAUGAGGAAGACGACAACGAUGAACAGGAUGACGAGGAAGCGGACGAUGAUGACGAAGGGGACGAUGAUGACGAAGGGGACGAUGAUGACGAAGCGGACGAUGAUGACGAAGCGAACGAUGAUGACGAAGCGAACGAUGAUGACGAAGCGAACGAUGAUGACGAAGCGGACGAUGAUGACGAAGCGAACGAUGAUGACGAAGCGAACGAUGCUGACCAAGACCAGGCGUAUCACAAGGGAGACAGAAAAAAAAGGAAAAAAAAAGGCAAAAGGGGGAAGGAACACCAAUUUAAGGACGAAGAACAGUCGGAAGGGGAAAUACUCAGAGAAGAGGACAGACACGAUUAUUAUUACAACCAUACCAACAGCCAUUAUGACAAAAAAAAAAAACUGUAUCUAAAGAAAAAGAAUAAAAGGUUUAAGCACAGAUACGUGUAUCUGAACAAUCUAUUCAGAGACAGCGUGUGUAUAAACACCACGAAUGUAUCCAAUUUCAUAUCAGUAAGUAAGGACAAACUGACUGCCACGUAUAGCGCAUGGGGAAAACACACAGACAUUGCGUGCGUUCAGGUAAAUAAAUGUGCAUCCAGAGAUUGCAGCAUAUACUAUUUUGAAGUCGAAGUGUUAAGUUGCUCCAACUUCUCCAAAAUUGUAAUAGGCAUGACCAGCAAAAAUUACACAAUUAACAAAAACCCAGGAUCUGAAUAUAACUCCUUUGGAUAUAAGAAUGAUGAUGGGAAAAAAAUUAUCGAUAGCAAAUUAGAAAGUUACAGCAGUGGGUAUACCAAAUAUGACAUAAUCGGGUGUGGGAUUAACUAUUUCGACAACAGUGCCUUUUUUACAAAAAAUGGAAAAUUUCUAGGCAAGGCCUGCAAUGUGAAUCCCAAGUAUGAUUAUUAUGCCACUGUUGGAUUGACUACUCUAGGAGACCGAAUCAGAUUUCAUCUGAACAAUUUCUACUUUGACAUAUAUAAUAUGAUUUAUGAAGAAUGUGAAAAGGAAAGGAAAAUCAUAAAGUCCAUUUAUAUUCAGAAAGACAUUUUUACUGAUGUUAUUAAAUCACAUUUGAUAAAGUGCGGCUAUUUUAACACGUACAAAUCGUUCGUGGAUUUCAUGGAGAAGCAUAACAACACGGGAGACAAUGGUAGCAGCGUCGGCGGGUCCUCCAACAGUAAACACUCCCUGGAUAAGUUCUUUGCGGGCCAGGAGGACGCACCCGGGGGGGAGGACGAAGCAAAAAAGGAUGAUGUAAAAAGGGAUGAUGUAAAAAGGGAUGAAGUAAAAAGGGACGAAGCAAAAAAGGAUAAAGUAAAAAGGGAUGAAGUAAAAAGGGACGGAGGAAAGAAGAAUGAAGUAAAAAGGAAUGAUGUAAAAAAGGAUGAUGUAAAAAAGGAUGAUGUAAAAAGGGACGAAGCAAAAAGCCAUGAAGUAAAAAAGGAUGAAGUAAAAAAGGCUGAUGUAAAAAGGGACGAAGCAAAAAGCCAUGAAGUAAAAAAGGAUGAAGUAAAAAAGGACGAAGUGAAAGGCAAACCCACGUGCGACCCCGCACACAACGCAGAUGAUACUCUCAGCACGAGUCUUCAAAGCAGCCAAGGGAAGUGCGAGGAACCGCCAACACACCUUUCACAAACUCAAAGUAGCGAGAACAAGCACGAUGAUGGGGAAGCCGAGAAACAGAAAGACGAAGCAGUAGAAGCCGCAAAUGAUCCUAUUCAGAAGGAGAAUCAUCCUCAAUCUAAAGGUUGUGCCCCCAGCAGUGAGGCCCCGGAAAAUGCGAGCUCCCACAAAAUAGGAAGAAAAAAUUCCAAGGAGGAUCAAAAUGAAGAAAACGACAAACACGAUUUUAACAAAUUUCUAAUUAACUACCUAGACGUGUAUGAAAAACUGAACAAGGACGAAAGGGGCGAAAGGAGCGACAAAACAGAAGAGGCAAAGAAAGGGGGGAAAACGGGAAACCCUACCCUCACCCCAAGCAAUGCACUCCGAAGUGAUCAAAAUGAAGGUGAGGAUAAACAGGGGGGAGAUCCCAAAUCUGAAACUGAUGACACGAAAGGGGAUAGCCAUCCAAUAGGGGAAAUCGCGGGAAGUAGCGACAGGCAAGAAAAGUCGAAUAGAACAAGUGGCCCAGAUCAGCAGAAGGUGGAAGGCACCACAGGGGAUGUUACCCCCCACCUCGAUGCGGCCUCGCCAGCCGUUGAGCCUCCCCUCUCUGGAGAACAAAUCCCCCCUCUGAACCAGGCGCACACAAAGGAGGAUCCCACAGAAGAAGCAGAGGAGCAAACGAUCAGCGAUCUCACGGCCAACAUCCUAAAGAGCUACGAAUUUAGCCCAUACAACUACCCCCCAGCAAACUUGCAAAAUACACUAUGGAUAUCGCGCAAAAGCAGUCUUGGCAAUUUAUUAAACGUAAGAAAAGACUCCAACAUCUUACUACUAAAUCGAUUAAGAGGUAAAAGAAGCCUGAACUUGAAGGAAGAUUUGAAUAUUUUGGCCACGAACUUUUUUAAUACCAAAAAAGAAUCGAGAAAAAGUGAAAGCGAUAUUAACAAAAAAAUUCAGCUUCUGCUACGAGAGAAAUCAGGGAUGAUUAAAAAUGAAAAUUUAAAAAAAUUAAAUAAAAAAGAAGGAAAAGGGUACUCACUAGAUAAGGAAUACAUUACUAAAUAUUUUGUCAACUUGUACCUGUCUGAGGAUAAGCUAAGAAAAAUGGUAAACUCCCUGCAGACGAGGCACAUCAUACGAAAUAGCAUUCUAAGUGGAAAUAUUAUACAGGUGCUGAAUAUUCUGGAAGAGGAGUACGCAGAUUUGUUGACCAACGAGAGGGGAAGCUUUCACAUUGCCAUGUUGUACACGCAACAGCUGAUAGAGAUAUUGAAGCCGAAUAAAGACUUUAUUAAAAGAAUUUCUUUAAGAAAAAAAAAUUGUAAAAAAUUGGGAGACUAUGAUAUAGAGGAUGAUCUACUCAGUGAAACGAGUUACAAAACGUAUGAUACUUUAAGUGAUGACCACUUUUAUGAUGACAUCAGAACGGAUUGCGGGUCUUCCGAUAGUCUACUUUGUGAUAGCUCCAAUGAGGAGUAUAGCAGACACAAUGACAUAGUGUUGAAAUUGGAGAAGCUCAACAGAAGAGGGGAAAACCGCGAGAAGAUUAACAGAAAGGAGGAGCUAGGGAUGUGUGAGAGACGCCGUUGUAAGAAGUUAGUGGGGCAUCGCGCCAGAGGUAGCUACAAAAGUAGCGACAGCAAUGGGCAUACAACUGAUGACAAGGAGGGGAGCAUCGUAAACAGCGGUGAUAACAAGCUGAAGAGGAAAUCUGAGAAGCACCCCGAGAAGCACCCCGAGAAGCGCCCCGAGAAGCUCCCUGCGAAAGGAUCCUCAAACAACGAAAAGGGGCAGCCGUUCGACCCGUCCAACGCAGAAAAAGAACAAGCGCGUAAGGAGGAUGAACAACUUACGCGGAGCGCAGAGGACGACAAAAAUGCACACCUCGCGAAUCAGCCCAAGACGGAGGAACAGAAGGGAACAGACACUACAGGGGUGAAUGAAACUUCGAAGAGAAAUUCCCACCUAAACAAUAAUAACCUUGCGAGGGAAAAAAAAAUCGAAAAAAUGAUAUACAGAAACAUGAGAUCAAAUUACGAUGAAGAAUUUUUUGAAACGAACAACUUGCAGGAAGAGUAUGAACAGCAUUACAACAAACUGUCCAAAGAAUAUGAAUUUUUUGCGGAGGAUAAUCCAUACAAUAAUAAAAAUAGAAAACAAUCUUUCAGAAAGGGGACAUCUGGAAAAAAGAGGUACCCAAAGAAAGCACACACAUUUUCAAGCUCAAGUGACGGUGAUAGCACCUCCGAUUGUGACAGUAAUGACUCGAACUUUAAUGAAAAGCAUUACGAAUUUAAUGACAUAAAUUUCGAUCAGAUAUAUCAAUACAUAUAUAAGAAUAAAUCGCCAAAUAGUGAAGACAUAAAAUUUAAAAAGGAUCAUUUGUAUUUAGCCCUGUUAUGGAUUCGAGAAAAAUUGUCCCAUUUUAACAAGUCACGGCAGGUGAACGUGCGCCAGUGUAUCCUAGACACAACUUCGCUGAUUGCUUAUCAUAAGCCGUACAAGGAGAGACUCGUUCGCAUGUUCUUCUCGAAAAGCAGAAAUCUUCUGACGUUCAGUUCGGUGAACGAGGGCAUACUGGGCCUAUGCCUGAAGGUCCCCGUGUACUCCCCCCUGGAAAUUAUGGUGAAGCAUCUCAUACUGUGCAGAAACUUGCUGCGAGAGAAAAAGGGAAACAUCGGGAUCAAGUACGACUGCCGCUACGUGUGUCAGCCGUACAAACGAUACAUGAUUAAAGUGAAAAACAACAAAAAGAAGAGAAGAUACUUCAAGGAAGCAACGAAGCAAAAGAAUGAGAAGGGAUUCCUAAACGGAAAAAUUAUUGAAGAUAACAGGUUAUCCAUUUUUCAGUAA
This is a messenger RNA of Plasmodium inui San Antonio 1, 7896 nucleotides long. RefSeq lists its product as hypothetical. Bases 1 to 7896 code for a protein of 2631 amino acids. Gene Ontology annotation, biological process: cell surface receptor signaling pathway; cytoskeleton organization. The record is from RefSeq and is a predicted model, not a curated record. The transcript is spliced from 2 exons. Gene Ontology annotation, molecular function: protein binding. Lineage: Eukaryota; Apicomplexa; Aconoidasida; Haemosporida; Plasmodiidae. Gene Ontology annotation, cellular component: cytoplasm.